Thalassophryne amazonica is the source of this 441-nucleotide messenger RNA. Its product is annotated as phosducin-like. Lineage: Eukaryota; Metazoa; Chordata; Actinopteri; Batrachoidiformes; Batrachoididae. The coding region runs from base 79 to 441 and encodes 120 amino acids. The transcript has 3 exons. Gene Ontology annotation, biological process: regulation of G protein-coupled receptor signaling pathway. The record is from RefSeq and is a predicted model, not a curated record.
AUUAAUGACUGGCGGAGGUUUAAAUUGGACACCGUAGAUCAGACUGUCCCACAAAGCAAGCGACAGCUCCUCAGGCAAAUGUCCAGUCCACAAGAUGACGAUAAAGAGCGAGCCAACAGAAAGAUGAGUGUUCAGGAGUAUGAGAUGAUCCAAACGGAGGAUGAACAGUGCCUGAAACGCUACAGAAAACAAUGUAUGCAGGAAAUGCAUGAGCGCCUGAGUUUUGGACCCAGGUUUGAAUCAGUCCAUGAACUUGAGAGUGGAGAGGCUUUUCUGGAAGUUAUUGAAAAGGAACAUCGGCUGACCGUUGUAGUGGUCCACAUCUACCAGCACGGUGUGAAAGACUGUGAACAGCUGAACUCGUGUCUGGACUGUCUGGCUUCAGAGUAUUCCAGCGUUAAAUUCUGCCGCAUUGACCGCUGUGGCCACAGGUGCUUCUGA